This is a messenger RNA of Phyllostomus discolor (pale spear-nosed bat), 2439 nucleotides long. Its product is annotated as lipase member K. Bases 627 to 1817 code for a protein of 396 amino acids. The transcript has 10 exons. Lineage: Eukaryota; Metazoa; Chordata; Mammalia; Chiroptera; Phyllostomidae. Gene Ontology annotation, molecular function: hydrolase activity, acting on ester bonds. Gene Ontology annotation, cellular component: intracellular membrane-bounded organelle. The record is from RefSeq and is a predicted model, not a curated record.
UGUUUGUUUGCCUUUAGCUAGUUAGAAAUUUUGAAUGAGAGACACUGUCUUUCUAGGCUUCAGGUAAAAAAAAUUGGGUACCUUUUUUUCAUUUUCUGCCAGUCUGAAUACCCAAUUUACAUAACAAGGUAGAGGAAAUUAGGAAAACCAAAUUAAUGAGAGCAUUAAUUAGUAGUGAAUAGCAUUAUAGGUGUUGUGCUUGGACAAUGCAAAGUGAUUUGGCAGUUUACAGAGAUGCUUAUAUGACUGACUCAUUGCAUCCAACUUUAAGUGAAAAUUAUUUUCUGAACUGAGACUCUGUAUUCUACUCAGGAUCUUCCAAUUCAUCUCACCCUUGAGGCACAAGGAGCCAAGCAGGAUUGGCUUGGCAUGAGCAGGGAUUUUAGUUCCUUACAACUGUUUUUUCAUUACUCCUAAGAACUCACGUAACGAGGUUGCCUGGAUGGCAUCUGUUGUAUUUGAAGCCAUAAUUAAUCUGUUUCAGUUGAGAAAUCUGUCAUUGCAACACCUGCUGGGCUGUUGAGAACAGAGCAUGCUCCACUGACAGUUGCCUCUGGAAGGGCAGGAAUCACCUGAAGCUCCCAAGACUUGGAGAGAGAUCCCCAGAGACUUCAGGCAGACCCCAAAUGUGGCAGCUUUUAGCAGCAGCAUGCUGGAUGCUUCUUCUUGGCCCUCUAUGUGGUUAUCACAAGAAAGGAAGCACCACAAAUCCUGAAGCUAAUAUGAAUAUUAGCCAAAUUAUUUCUUACUGGGGUUAUCCUUAUGAAAAAUAUGAUGUUGUGACAAAAGAUGGUUAUAUCCUCGGAAUUUACAGGAUUCCUCAUGGAAGAAGGUGUUCAAGAGCAGCUCCGAGGCCCGUUGUUUAUUUGCAACAUGGCUUAAUCGCAUCUGCCACUAACUGGAUUUGCAACCUGCCCAACAACAGCUUAGCUUUCCUUCUGGCAGAUACUGGUUAUGAUGUGUGGAUGGGGAACAGCCGGGGAAAUACCUGGUCCAGAAAACACUUGAAAUUUUCACCCACAUCACCAGAAUUCUGGGCCUUCAGUUUGGAUGAGAUGGCUAAAUAUGAUCUUCCAGCCACAAUCAAUUUUAUUGUAGAGAAAACUGGACAGGAGCGACUCUACUAUGUGGGCCACUCCCAGGGCACCACCAUCGCUUUCAUAGCAUUCUCUACAAAUCCAGAGCUGGCUAAAAGGAUUAAAAUAUUUUUUGCAUUGGCUCCAGUCACUACAGUGCAAUACACCCGAAGUCCUAUGAGAAGAUUAACUACUCUUUCCAGACAAGCAGUCAAGGUAUUAUUUGGUGACAAGAUGUUCUCUCCUCAUACAUUUUUUGAACAAUUCAUUGCCACCAAGGUGUGUAACCGGAAGCUAUUUCGUCGUAUUUGCAGCAACUUCCUAUUUUCUUUUUCUGGAUUUGAUCCGAAAAACUUAAACAUGAGUCGCUUGGAUGUUUAUCUGGCACAGAGUCCAGCAGGAACGUCUGUUCAGAAUAUGCUACACUGGUCCCAGGCUGUUAAUUCUGGUCUGUUCCAAGCUUUUGAUUGGGGAAACCCUGAUAAGAACAUGGAGCACUUUCACCAGCUUACACCUCCCGUAUACAACGUUUCUCAGAUGGAAGUUCCAACAGCAAUGUGGAGUGGUGGACAGGACAAUGUGGCUGAUUCCAAGGACACUGAAAAUUUACUUCCUAAAAUCACCAGACUCAUUUAUUACAAAUUUAUUCCUCACUACAAUCAUGUGGAUUUUUACCUUGGACAGGAUGCACCGCAGGAAAUUUACCAAGACCUAAUUAGAAUGAUGAAGGAAUGUUUUUGAAGUUAAAUACACUUACCUUUUUCUAAGCAAGCAAGUUUCCAUGAUAAUAAUAUGGCAUACAGACCCAAAGGCGACCCCUCCAAUGACUUGCCUCCUCAUGUCAAUGCAUUUGUGUAGUUCGCACUCCUUGGGUAAGGGAGGGACCUGACACUUGCUUCUAGAAUUGACGAAGGUGAUGGGCUGUCACACCCUUGAUUAGAUUAUGUUCCUGGCAAAGGUGCCAGGAUGUCACUCCCUGAUUACUUUAUAUUGUAUAAGAAACCAUAUUAGCAGACUGGAACAGGAGAUUCUCCUUGCUGGCUUGAUGAAGUAAGCAGCUAUGUUGAGGAAACCCACAUAGAAAGGAGCUAUUUGUGGCUUCUAGGAUCUGCUGGUGGCCUCCAGUCGACAACCUGCAAAGAGUCAGGACUCCAUCAUACAGCUAUAAGGAAAUGUAUUCUGCCUGAAACUUGAAUGAGCUUGGAAGCACAUUCUUUCCCAGAGAAGCCUCCAGCUGAGAAUGCAGCCCCGCCAACACUUGGAUUGCAGCCUGGUGAGACCUGGAGCAGAGGACCUCGCUAUGCCGUGCCCUGAACACUGACCCACAGAAACAGUGAGAUAAUAAAUAUAUGUGGUUCUACAC